GUCAGUUCUGCUGUUAUUCCGAGGCGAUUCGAGCAUUCGAAUCUAGGUGACCGUGGCGGAAGUCAACGUUUGCAGAAGAAAUUUGACUGAAAUUACUUUAUUCAUCUGCACCUCCAAGAAAUCUGUAAACAAUGGCGAUCGUGGAAUCUUACUGGACGCCGUGCGUUUGGUCAAAUAGUGUUAAGACUGGCUGCAAGGCUAUAGCGUUUUACACAGUGGCGAUUAGUAUAGUGCUUAUUACGCUAAUAUCCUAUCAACUGGCUGGUGGCGAUUCCACGCAGCUGUAUAAUCCGUUAUUUGAGGCUGAUGUAAGGGGAUCUAUGCAAGUUGUUGGAGGCUUCCUCAUCUUCUAUCUUGUUCUGUUGAUCAUAUGCGCCUUGUUAAUGGUUUAUGGCGUAAAAGAAGGCGUACGUGGAUGGUUAUUGCCAUGGCUCAUUGGAUGGUUCAUCGUUUGCUUGUUCCAAUUAGCCUUCGGAUUGUGGCUUUUAGGCGGUUAUUAUAUUUAUUUGGACUCUGUAUUUGCGACAUUGUGCAAUUGGCUUUGGAUGUCUUACAACAUUUACUGCUGGCUGGUUGUUUUGUCGAUGUACAGAAUUUUUGCAAAGCUGCAAUCUCCAAACAUAGAACUUCUGUGGCCUUAAAAAAAAGCACAACGUACGAA
Messenger RNA from Cyphomyrmex costatus, 661 nucleotides. RefSeq names its product septate junction component pasiflora 1 (gene pasi1). The coding region runs from base 132 to 641 and encodes 169 amino acids. The record is from RefSeq and is a predicted model, not a curated record. The transcript is spliced from 6 exons. Gene Ontology annotation, biological process: establishment of glial blood-brain barrier; regulation of tube length, open tracheal system; septate junction assembly. Gene Ontology annotation, cellular component: plasma membrane. Lineage: Eukaryota; Metazoa; Arthropoda; Insecta; Hymenoptera; Formicidae.